Rhopilema esculentum is the source of this 1698-nucleotide messenger RNA. RefSeq lists its product as uncharacterized. Gene Ontology annotation, cellular component: nucleus. The record is from RefSeq and is a predicted model, not a curated record. Gene Ontology annotation, biological process: regulation of transcription by RNA polymerase II. Gene Ontology annotation, molecular function: DNA-binding transcription factor activity, RNA polymerase II-specific; RNA polymerase II cis-regulatory region sequence-specific DNA binding. NCBI's taxonomy places the organism in Eukaryota, Metazoa, Cnidaria, Scyphozoa, Rhizostomeae, Rhizostomatidae.
ACCGAAGGCACAAACAGACUGAAGCGCUUCAUCAGACCUCUAUAUCAACUGAUCGAGCAAAAUUAGCUCCAUAGUGAGGAGAAAAAUCAUUUAUCCUUGCUCUGUCCAAGAAUUUAUGAAAGUGAUAGCCACCUUGCAGCGGAGAAAUUUUGAUGAUUCUACACGCAACCUUAUGGGAACAUAAUUCAAAUUCAACAUGUUUAGGUUUUCAAGAGAUGGUUCCACGUCAGAUAUGGUUAGCUGGAGUUCGUCUAGCGAUGCCCCGUCUCCAGAUGCCGACUGCAUCAGCACUGGCACGGCCAGUGAAACCUCAAGAGACAUGAUGGACUUAGACGAGUUUCUCGUUACGCACGCAGGUAGAACUUCACAAGAGCAGAGCCACUCGACGAAUGACCAACUGCAUUCAUCCGGGGAUCGGCUCACCGACCUGUUAAACUCAAUUCAACGGAGGCAGGCUGAGCAGUUGACUUGCGACUCGUGGUCUCCGAGUGAGUUUUUCGACGGCAGAAACAUUUAUCGCCAGCGGCGAAAACCAAGGACGUAUAAGUACAACCCGAAGCCGGUAAUACAAAAAGGAAAUCGAAGUUUUGUGCCAGAAACAUUGAAAGACGAAGAAUACUGGGAGCGACGGCAAAGAAACAAUUUAGCUGCAAAGAAGUCGCGCGAAGAUCGAAGGAGAAAAGAGCUAGAAGUACUUGAUAAGCUGGCAUCUCUUGAGAAAUCAAACAAUGAACUUUCGUCGAAGGUCUCUGAACUUGAAAAGCGAAAUCAAUAUCUAGAAGAGCGUUUAAGGCAAUUCGAAAGUGGCGACGGUGCAACUGACCAGUGGGGAGACAUCAUCGUUGUUGACCAGCCUUGACGUGUAGACAUGAACAAUUUUAGCAUCAACUCGGACAAUCUUUGUGCGUUGAAAACGUGCAUAUGGAGACAAAUUCUGACUUCAGCUGCAUACUUUAUCGUCAUUGUCAUCAUUAAUACAAAUGAAAAGCAUAAGGUAUGCUUAGGUGUUAUGGUUAACUUUGAGCAAAUUGUUUACAAUUCCUCUAACCGAACGCCGUACUAACUGCAAUAGACAGCAUGCGCUAACACUUGUCAUGCAAGGAGAUUUUGCCUUAACUCUUUCUUCCCAAACUUUUUACAUAUUGAAAUUUCAAGCCACUGGGGGGUAAAUGUCACUUUUUAUGAUAGGUAAUUAAUUCACUGUUGUUGUGAUGCUCUCAGGCUUAAAGCUAGACCGUCCGAAAACCCACUGGUAUUUUGAAGUUCUUGCUGAAAGUCCUCAUUUAGCCAUAAUGCUCACACAGCCAAUGUCGUUUUUGUCUUCCUGAUAAUUUAAUGUAAAAAAAUGUAUAAAAUUCAAGACAAAGUUUGCAGUAAUGUCCUCUGCAAAAACAAACCCACUUAAGCAAGGAAGAAAACCUACACAUGAUUUUUGUUUCUUUUUCUUUCUUUCCUUGUUUUUACUUCUCUUUAUCUUGCUUUUUUAUCAUCUCCUUGUAUUACUAUGUAUAAGGAUAACUCAUUGUAAAUUACUUGUAACAUAAUUUGAUUCAGGUCAUCCUGUUUAAAUGUUGUAGUGUGUAAAGUUGCUAAACUGGAAUUUGUAUAUAGAAGUAGGAAUAAAGCAGUUGUUGGUAUGAGUAAUGAACCAGGCUCAAGCUUUGCUUUGUAAAUAAUGUCGUAUCAAAUGUAAUUGAA